This is a messenger RNA of Drosophila simulans, 4354 nucleotides long. RefSeq names its product proteoglycan Cow (gene Cow). Gene Ontology annotation, biological process: establishment of protein localization to extracellular region. Gene Ontology annotation, molecular function: protein binding; calcium ion binding. The transcript is spliced from 11 exons. The record is from RefSeq and is a predicted model, not a curated record. The coding region runs from base 392 to 2269 and encodes 625 amino acids. NCBI's taxonomy places the organism in Eukaryota, Metazoa, Arthropoda, Insecta, Diptera, Drosophilidae.
GCUCAGUUUACGUUUCGGCCGCGUCGCCUUCAGUUCCCCAGUGUUUCGUGACCAGGCUGCACUUCAUCCGCGGAGGCGCCUGCGAUUGCAAGAGCAAGCACAGAAACAGAUUCUCAAACAGAAACAGAAACUGGAUCCCAGAGCCAACUCAUUGUCAUUCAUAGCUUAGCAUAGUUGCUGCGUGAGAUUGUGUGUGCGUGGAUAGCGGCAGUGAGUGUGCGUGAGUGCGUAAAACCGGAGGCGUCUGUAGUUUUCCACAGGACAUCGCGCCAGCGAUUUGGACUAGCGAGAGCGGAACCCGUCGACAGGGCGCAUCGCUUGAAGCACUUCCUCCAUAGCCACCGCUGACAUCUCCUGUUCCUGUUCCCGUUCCCGUUCCCGGACGUCGACCAUGAAGCACUCGCCGCUAAUUGCCAGCGCUUGUCUGGCGCUGGUGUUGAUGUCAUCCAGCCUGAUUGGCAGCACCGAGGCCAGAAACAAGAAAAAGUACGUCGGCGAGACGGGCGGCGAUUUCGAGUUUAUCGAUGAGAUAAACAAAAACACGCAGAGCAACAAGAAUCUGGGCGAGCACAAGCGCUGGAUACACGAUCCCUCGAGUGACCUUUGCCGACCGCUGAACUGCAAGAAGCGUGAAAUCUGCCUGCUGGAGGACGAGUUCAGUGCCGUUUGCGUGUCGAAGAAGGAGCUCCACAAGAAUCGUGAUGAGAUAAUCACCAAGGCCAAGUAUUUGGAGGAGGAGGCCAAGCGGCGUGUCAACCAGCAGGACAACCAGGACAGCCAGGACGCGGAGGACAUCAACAAUGACGACGAGGAUAACAGCAGCGAUGGCGGCAGCAGCAACUCCAGUCCCACAGGCACCAACAAUGCCCAGGCCAGUGUCCAGGGAAAUGAGGAGACCGACGACGAAGAUAAGAGCCUGAGUCUGGGCGACGACGACGAGUCCAAGGAGGAUGAUGUCUUCUACGAGAACAGUAUCGCCGCCGGCGAUAAGCAGCAGCAGCAAACCCAACCUGCUGCAGGACCCUCCGUUAUUCAGCAGGACGACGACGAGGAGUUGGACAACUGCAAGCCGUGUCCUGUGGCCAAGCCGACGUUCCUGUGCGGAGCCGACAACAGGACCUACUCAUCACUAUGCAGAUUGGAUUAUCACAAUUGCAUACAUUCGACGUCCAUACGGAUCGCCUGCAAAGGAUUCUGUCCCUGCAAGGAGAUUGUCGAUGGAAAGCGGCUGCAGCGCAUCUCGGGCUACAACAACAAGUACAACAAGAAGAUCAGCCUGGACCAGCAGCAGCAGCAGCAACAACAACAGCAGCAGCAGCAGGCCUACAAGGACAGCAACAACAACAACAUCAUGAUGAACAGCGGCAACAUAAUGGGCGGCAACAACAACGACUUUAACACGAUCAUGAAUGACAAAGAGGACAAUAACAGGCACAACAACCACAUCAAUGCCCAGUACACUUUCACGCCCGAGGAGAUCAAAUAUGACAACAAGCACUACAAGUACCUCAAGUACACGGCCUACAAGAAGGACUCCAAGUACCAGGAGGACAAGCACAAGAUGCGCAACUACAACGAGGUGGUCGAGAAGCAGCAGCAGAAGUUCAAUAAGAACAGCAACUUGAAUGCCUAUCCCUCGAAAUCGGCGGAGUGCAAGCCGCAGCAACUGACGGCGAUUGGCAACCGACUGCUGGACUGGUUCUCGGUGAUCAUGGCGGACAGCAAGAAGCGGCGCCAGCACAGCCAGAAGUCGAAGGCCCACUUCCCGCCCGCCUGCAAGACGGAGGCCAAGUGGAUGUUCGGCCACCUGGAUUUGAACAACGACGGACAGCUGUCGCUGCAGGAGAUGUACGACCUGGAGCACGACCAGAACGAGCGCUGCAUCAAGCCGUUCAUCGACACCUGCGACUUGGACACGGAUAGCUCGAUCAACACACGGGAAUGGUGCCGGUGCUUCGAGAAGACGGAUCGCCCAUGUGCCGCUGUGCGCCGGAGAAUCGCCGGCGACUUUGCAGGUGAGAUAGGAGCCUACGCACCGGACUGCGACAUCCAGGGAUUCUACAAGCCCACCCAGUGCCACAAUUCCGUGGGAGUUUGCUGGUGCGUGGACAAGCACGGAGUGGAGUUCGCCAACACACGCACACGCGGCAAACCCAAUUGCGAGUCCGUGGUUAAUAACGCCGCAUCGCUCACAUCCGACGACGAGGACGAGGGCGCCGAUGACGAGGACAGCGCGGAGGGCAGUGCCGAUCAGAUGCUGGUUUUCUAAGCGAACCCACAGCUCCUCCAGCAGCUGGGGCAACCGAUGGCGAUAGCCCUGGGCCCUGGCGCAUCAUCCAAUCAGCGAGCUAGCGUUAUAACAGAAAAUUAAUAUUAUUAUUAUUAUUAUGAUUGCAAACAAAACCCGAGAAAAGUGGAAGUAAAAGCAAACGCAGCAGCGAAAAACCCCAAAAACAGAAACAUAAAUGUGCAGUAGCCAAGUAAGCGUUUUUGAAUAGAACUACGAAUAGCAAACAGCAGAAGCAGCAAAACUCACUCACACUCUCACACAUCACGCCAUCAAGGAUAACUAAAAGGAGCCAGGACGAGAGAGCAGGACGAAACUGUAGCAUAGUUGAAGGCGCAUCGCACGCAAAUUGGCAAACCGCUGAUGCCAGCAGUAGAAAAAAAAAGGAAAAAAAAAAAGGAAAAACAGAGAACAUACUCACCCAUCGCAGGCUCAUGUUAUUUUCCCCCUUUUUUCGGUCAAUCAGCACAGCCCAGUCAGCCACGAUUUCGCCUUUGUUAUCACUGUCGUUUGCACGGAUGGGUGACCUCAGUUAUAGCCAGUAAUCCGUCUAUUUUGGCCUUUCGCAGCAGAACUAGAUCCACUCAUACACAUGUCCUUCUCUGCUUUCGCGACACACAACACACGCUAAGAAUUCCGCCCAAACAAAAAAAUAUAUUAAAAUUUAUGUGAUAAGUUUUUGAAAUGAAUGAGAGUACGAACGAGGAAGGCAACUGUCCAUCUGCUAGCUGCGAGUCCAGGGCCCUCAGGAUCACAGGAUGGCAGGAUCGAAGGAUCGUAGGAUCGAAGGAUUGCAGCAUUGCAGGAUAGCUGGAUCUUAAGGUCUUAGGAUGUGGGGAUCUCAGGAUCGUAGGAUCUUAGGAUCCUACAUAGAAUCUUUGAAUCGUAGGAUCUCAGGAUCUGUUGAUCUUAUUCUCUUGGCAUCGUAGGAUCUUGUGAUCUUGUGUAGGGUCGUAGGAGCCGUUCAUAGUCGUUGGAUGGAUUCGGUGGAGACACAGGAACGUGUGGCCAAAACGCAAGUAAUCGGAGUGGGAAAUUUUGGUGGAAAUGUGGCAGACUCAUAGUUGCAUAUGUACGAAACAUAACCGCGUUCAUUUAGUGUUACUUACCAGAUAAAUAGUGAGAGAUCCGGCGCUUGCAAGGCUUUGUCAACGUCGGCUAAACGUCGUUUGUAUCAGCACCUGCCAGGGCAAAAAAGAAACUCAGCACCUGCUUUUACGUAAACACACCCACUCUCCAUUGAGCACUCCAUGAUCUUGGAGCUAAGAUUAAAAUUUCCACACACUCGUAGGACAUACGAUAUUAACGUAAGGAAAGGACUCGGCAAGAGAUUCGAUAAAUGGCAAUUCGCUUAUACAUGCAUAUAUGAAUAAAUAUAUAAUAUGUUUACCGUGUAAGUAUAUAAGAAGCAUAAUUAAGUGGCAGCAAAUAGCAGAUCGUCAUCCCAGUUUUUUUUUGUUUUUUAAUUCCGCUCUUUUGAUAUUUCCGGAUGUGAAAUUUGGAGUUUUAACACACAUUUUUGAGCGUGGAGUAAACAAAAAAUAAGAACAUUGAAUGCUUGCAAAAUGACGAAAUUAUAUAGCCAAUUGUAGUAAACAAAACCAAUGCAUAUAAAGAAACCUUUUAAUUAUAGCAAAAAUUUAUAACCAACAAUGAACAUUAAUAACAAUCAUUUGCGAUCGAGCGAAGAGUGGAGAAAAGUAUCUGUUUUCGGCUGCAUUUAAAGCGAAGAGCAAGAAUAAUAAAAAUAUAACUGACUAUGUACUACGAUUACGAUUGUAUUUAUGUAUGUAUUUAUUAAAAUGCAAAAUGCAUUACUUCUAGGAAGCCAUCACAGUUUAAACCCAAUAUUAACAGACCUUUGGCACUACAUCUUCCUUGGCAAUUAUUAUAGUUUUUCUGCAUUUCCGUUUCGAUUUUGUUAUACCCAUAGAAUCAUGGUCAUGAUACGUAAUGCAUUUUGAAAACUUUUACUUGAUUCGAUAGCACAGGUUUUCGUUUCUACCAACUACGAUUCGUUUAUGUACGGAAUGAUGAAAUCAAUAAAUAUUAUUUAAUGCAAUUAAA